Chara braunii is the source of this 1239-nucleotide messenger RNA. The record is from the annotation of a GenBank genome assembly. Lineage: Eukaryota; Viridiplantae; Streptophyta; Charophyceae; Charales; Characeae.
GCUUGUGGGGAGACCGGCCCUGCAGCACCCCGAACAGGCCGGCCGAUGAGGCAGACACUUGUCGAGGAUGCGGACAGCAUCAUUACUCGUAAUGAGCACACGAGCCGCUUCCUUGAUAACUUCCUGUUCUGCACGAACCAGCCCUUCAGUCUCGUCGACAACGAUGAAGGCACAUCCGUCAUGGUUGUCGUACCAUAGGGACGAGGCACGAACGAAGAGGCUGAACGGCGCGUUCGGAAGGACGAAAGCAGAUGUGAUCGACAUGAUCACGAAGUGGCAGGUCACCGGCUGCAUGCUUCAGAUGGAUGGUUGGUCUGACAGACGCAACCACCCCCAUCCGAAUGUGAUGGUGUCAUCCGCGAUAGGGACCGUUUUUUGGAAAUCGGUGUACAUGGAGGGGAAAGACAAGGACGCGGCGAUGUAUUUCAAGAUCCUUGAUGGGGUGAUGAAGGAGAUCCGGUCGAACGCGGUGAUCGGUGUUGUCAUGGACAACGCAAGGGUGUGUGUGAAGGUGGGUAAGAUGGUGGAGGCCGCUUACCCUCAAAUUUUUUGUGUCGGUUGCACUGCGCAUGCCCUCGAUCUAGCACUCAAGGACAUGUACAAGCAACUCGGUUGGCUGGCGGCGGUCAUCGACGCCGGGAAUGCAGUCGGCAAAUUUUUCACGAAUGUGGACAAGGCAAGGGCUUUGUACGAUAAAUUCUCACUGAAUUUGAAGUUGAAGCGGUCGGCGGUUACCCGAUUUGCCACAAGUCACGACAUGCUGGCUUCACUGCAUAGAGGGAGGAAUGCACUGGAGAAGUGCAUCCGCGACACGGCGUGGAUGGACAAGAUGGUGAGGGCAAAUCAGCUCGCUGCUUUCCGUGAGGUAACCUUCAUCGUGCUCGGACGGGACAGGUUUUGGGACAAGGUGGACAAGGCCAUUGCAGUGAUGUCUCUUGUUGUGGAGCUAUUGCUCCUGGUCGACGGGCCAGACGCAACAAUGUCGAAGGUCUACUUCGAGAUAGAUGCGCUCGUCAAGAGAAUGUAUGGCCUUGACUGUGUCACCCCGGGUGAGAAGUCCGACAUUGAGGACAUUCUAAUGCAUCGGUGGUCUUUCAUGAGGAGCGAGCUGCACUGCGCGGCUGCCUUCAUCGACCUAGAGUACUGGUGUCGGUGCGAAUACCCUGACAAGGGUAUCCGCCCUAGUUUUUGCACUUGACAGGAAGUAAGUCUAUAAGUCCUAGUGUACCACGCGAGUCG